CACAGGCUCCGGCUGUAGGCACGCUGCCAGCACAGUGCUCCUCGGCUGAACAAAAUGUCCCCUUGUCCCAGGGCCUGGCUUUUUGGAGCGACCGCUGCUGUGCUUCCCGGGAUCCCCGCUCUUUCCCGGAGGAGCUUCGGGACUCUCCAUCCAGGCGCUGACACCUGCGCUCGGCUGGGAAAUGCAAUUUAGGGACCGUAGAGGAGGGAGUGGAAAGAGACGCCUGGAAACCCCGGACUCCUGCUCGUGGGGGGAAGGCUGGAAUCCCGGCAAGGGAGAAAGCUGUGCCGGGAAUUUUAUCCAGUAACAGCACGGGAGGAUGCGGCUGCCGGGAAUUUUAUCCAGCAUCAGCGAAGGGAGGAGGAUGCUGCCACCAUUUUAGCGGCGGCGCUCCCGCCCGCCGCGGCCGGAACCGGGGCUGGGGAAGCCGCCGCGGAGCCGGGGGGCACCGGGCCCCUCCGGCCCCAUCCCGGCUGCUGUCCCCCCCGCCGGGGAGGGCUUCCUGUCCCCCGCCCGCCCUGCGGGGUCGGCGGAGCCGCGGGGAGGAGGGACCGGGGGCUGCGGGCGCUUCCUGCCGCCGCCCCCGCCGGGGCAGAGCGGAGCGGGGCGGGGGCUCGGCUCGGCCCGGCCCAGCCGAGCGCCGCUCCCGGGCCGAGACAAACUUCCCGGGGGGCUCACACCAACACACGCACACGCACACAUAGAUAUUUAAUUUCUCUUUUUCCCCCCCCGCAUUUUAUUUUAAUUUUCUCGGCACUUUCGGCGGGGCCCCUGGGGCGGAGCCGCCCUCGCCGCCGGGAGGGGCCGGUGCCCGCAGCGCCGGGGAUGGGCUCCGCCGGGGCGUCCUCCGCCUAGACCAGCCCGGCUCGGCUCGGCUCGGCUCGGCCCGGCCCGGCCCGGCCCGGCGCGCAGCAUGGCCGCGGAGCUCAGCGCCGAGGAGGAGCAGGCAACCAAGCAGUUCCUGGAGGAGAUCAACAAGUGGACAGGCCAGUACAAUGUGUCCCCGCUCUCCUGGAAUGUGGCUGUCAAGUUCCUCAUGGCCCGCAAGUUUGACGUCCUGCGGGCCAUCGAGCUCUUCCACUCCUACAGGGAGACGCGGCUGAAGGAGGGGAUUGUGAAGCUGAAGCCGCACGAGGAGCCGCUGCGCUCGGAGCUGCUCAGCGGGAAGUUCACCAUUCUGAGCGUGCGGGACCCCUCGGGAGCCUCCAUCGCCCUGUUCACAGCCAAGCUGCACCACCCCAGCAAGAGCGUGCAGCACGUGGUGCUCCAGGCACUCUUCUACCUGCUGGACCGAGCUGUGGAGAGCUUUGAGACGCAAAGGAACGGGCUGGUGUUCAUCUACGACAUGGCAGGGUCACAGUACACCAACUUCGAGCUGGACCUCAGCAAGAAGAUCCUCAACCUGCUCAAGGGUGCCUUCCCAGCUCGGCUCAAGAAGGUUUUCAUCGUGGGAGCACCCAUGUGGUUCCGCGUGCCCUACUCCAUCAUCAGCCUGCUGCUGAAGGAGAAGCUGCGGGAGCGGGUGCAGAUGGUGAAGAUGUCGGAGCUGAAGGAUCACCUGCCCCGGGAGUGCCUCCCUGAGUACCUCGGAGGGUCCCUCAAACUGGAUCCUCUGAGCUGGAAUUGCCGGUUCCUGCCCCAGCAGAACGGGCACCCCGACCCCCUGGACGAGCUCAUCCUGGUGCCGCUGGCGGCCCCCAAAGAUAACGGCUCCGUCCACGUCCCCGGGCCCAAGUCUGUCACCCUCCAGGAGCUGCUGGAUCAUGUCAGCCACAAGCAGAAACGUGGCAUCUAUGAGGAGUACGAAGACAUUCGGCGCAGGAGCCCGGCCGGCACUUUCGUCUGCUCUUUGGCACCCUACAACCAGGACAAGAACCGGUACGGGGACGUGCCCUGCCUGGACCAAACCCGUGUCAAGCUGGCGAAGCCGUACAGCCGCCCAGAGCUGACUGACUACAUCAACGCGAGCUUCAUGGAUGGCUACAAGCAGAGGAAUGCGUACAUUGGCACUCAGGGGCCUCUGGAAAACACCUACGGUGACUUCUGGCGCAUGGUGUGGGAGCAGAACGUCCUGGUGAUUGUGAUGACAACCCGGCUGGAGGAAGGAGGCAGGAGGAAGUGCGGCCAGUACUGGCCCCUGGAAAAGGACUUCCAGGUGUGCUUUGGGGCCCUGACCAUCACCAACCUGGGCGUAGAGAACCUCAACCAUUACAAGAAAACCAUCCUGGAGAUCCACAGCUCAGAGACCAGGGAGCGGCGGUUGGUGUCCCACUUCCAGUACCUGAGCUGGCCAGAUUAUGGCGUCCCCUCUUCCGCUGCCACUCUCAUUGACUUUUUGGGGGCCGUGAAGCAGCAGCAGAGAGUGGCUGUCAGCUCCCUGGGACCUCGCUUCAAGGGUCACCCCGGGGGACCCCCAGUCGUGGUGCACUGCAGCGCUGGCAUUGGCAGGACAGGUACCUUCUGCGCGCUGGACAUCUGCCUGUCACAGCUGCAGGACGUGGGCACGCUCAACAUCUACCAGACGGUGCUGCGCAUGCGGACCCAGCGCGCCUUCAGCAUCCAGACCCCCGAGCAGUAUUACUUCUGCUACACCGCCAUCCUCGAGCACGCCCAGCGCGAGGGCCUGCUGCUCACCAACCACAGCCGGGCCGCCCAGGACAAGAGCUCGCCGGGGCACUGAGAGCCUGCGCCUCCCGCCGACGCCGCUGCCCGUCCUCGGGGGCUGCCCGCGCCGCCUCGGGGCACGCCGGGACUCGGCAGAGCCGUGGGGGCGGCGGUGCUGGAGCACCUCGGCUCUCAGCACUGCUGUGGAACUGUGCCUUAUUCAACCCAAACGGUGGCUGCCACUUUGCCGGCACAGGAAGGGGCUCUCGCUCCUGCCCGUCGUGUUUCGGUUGGGUUUGGAUGGUUGGGGAGGUGGUUUGUCUUCUCUUUGAGUUGUUGGGUUUUUUAAUUUUCGGGUUUUUUUGUUGUUGUUGGGACCACCUAAGAUGUACCUAGAGAGGGGCUUUGCAAAGUCCUAGGAAAUGUAUUCCCAGUCCUGGGGCUGAGGAAGAGGCACGUGCUUCGGUCUCGCCUGACGCUCCAUCUGUGUGUGUGUAUGUAUGUGUGUAUAUAAUAUACCCCCGCUGUGACCCCCGGCUAUUAUAUAGAUACAUAUAUACAACCGCCCCUUUAGCAGCUCCCAGGGGUCCCCGCUGUCCUGCCACCUCACUGCUGUGAUCUCUGGAGCGGUGAGUUCAGUCCUGGCUCUGUCUUGUCUUCCCCCUUCCCCUUACUUCCCCUCAUGGGCAGCGUUGGGACCCAGUACCCACUCCUGUGCCCAUCCCACUGGAGGCACAGGAUACUUGAUGGUGUCCCCCCUGUUUCUUUGUCUCAUCCUCCCCAUGGAGAGAGGUAGCAGCUGUGCUCCUGGGAGGAUCUGGAGGACUGGGUUGUCCAGGGGUGCUGAGCUCGCCGGCAUCGCGUGCCCUUGGGUGCCGCCGAGGGAGUCACUAGGUACGAGGUGACGGGGCCGUGGGGACCGACCGGCUCUCCAGGUUGCCCGGCUUUCCCAAGCUGCCGCUGGGAACCCGCAGGCCCAGCCCUGCCUUGAGUCAUGGGCUGGGAAAGCGCUGAGCAAGAGGAAACCCCAAACCCUGGAGAGGCAACGAGCCUCUGCCCCGGCCCCCGCCACUGCCUGGGCCUCCCCAACUUUAUACUGUAAUAAGCUCUUUGAAUGUGUAUAUUCUUAUUUUUUUAUAAUCUUGGGGGAGGGGGGCACAGGGUUUAGGAGGUUUUCUUUUGGGUUUUUUUUUGUGUUUGGUUUUUGGUUUUGGUUUGUGUUUUUUUUUGUUUGGGUUUUUUUUUUUUUUUUUGUAUUUAACAUUAACUUGAUCCAAGCCAGAGCCAGAAGUAUUUGUAAAUGUUCCUAUUUUGCUCUCAGAGAAACCUUUUUGUUGUUACUUUUUUGGGAGUUGUUUUGUUUUUAUUUGUAUUGAUAUAUAAAUAUACCACCAGUGACCAGUC
Messenger RNA from Passer domesticus (house sparrow), 4008 nucleotides. RefSeq names its product protein tyrosine phosphatase non-receptor type 9 (gene PTPN9). Gene Ontology annotation, biological process: protein dephosphorylation. The coding region runs from base 914 to 2680 and encodes 588 amino acids. The transcript is spliced from 13 exons. The record is from RefSeq and is a predicted model, not a curated record. Gene Ontology annotation, molecular function: protein tyrosine phosphatase activity. NCBI's taxonomy places the organism in Eukaryota, Metazoa, Chordata, Aves, Passeriformes, Passeridae.